GUAACGUCGUUGCCUUCGCCCUUUAACAGGCGCCGCCUUAUAUGGCGUCUCCUCUCCUCGGUCAUCCACGUCGUCGUGCGCACCAGUUGGAUUAGACGCGGUUCAUAUCUGGCUCGCAUGGAGAAGAAGAAGACGGCGGUGGUGGUGGGUUCGCCCAGAGCGAGGUCUUGCACCCGGCCGUGGAGAUGGGCCAAGACGCUCUUCUUCCUGGCCACCAUGUUGGCCUCCCUCCUCCUCGUCUGCGCUCCGCCGCUCCUCGUCGUCCUGGUCGACCUCCUCCUCCCGCCGGCUCUGCUCUCCAACUCUUCCCUCUCCGCUUCGUCUCUCUGCGAACAGCUCGAGAGCUUCGUCUUCCGAUCCUCCUUGGUCGACGUGCCGAUCGUUUCCGCAGUCAGAUCCUUCCUCAUCCUGUGUGCUUUCCUCGUCUGCGACGGGAGCCGGGGAGUCUACCUGGGGAUCACCGUCUUCUGCAGCUCCGCGUCGAUGGCGUACGUUCUGCUCAAGGCUUUCAGCAUGUCCUCAGUGGCGGGAGCGCCGCGGCCGAUCCUCGCGAUCGCCGCCGGCGAGGACGCUGCCGUGAUCCAAGCGUUGUUCUUGGGAUCCUUAGCUCUGGCCAUCGCUCACAUGGCGGUGGCGUACCGGACCAGCUGCAGGGAGCGGCGCAAGCUGCUCGUCUACAGAAUCGAUGUCGAAGCGGUCAAGGGAAAAGGUGGGCUAAUUAAAGGAGACAUCAAACUAUGAGGAUGCUUAUGGACAUCAUAUAAUUUAGUGCAAUUUAUGAUCCAUACAUACUUCUACUGAGAAAGACAUCCCUUUCGAAGAAUAGGGUUUCUUCCAUGAUAACUCUCUGUAUACAUACAUACAUACACAUGCUUUUGUGCUUGCAUGUGUCUCAUAUGAAAGCAGCGUGUCAACCUCUGCUUUCUUCUUCUCUUAUUUUGAGCUCUCCAUGAGUAAAUGUACAUAUUCUCCCAUUUAUUCUACUCGUUUCUUAAAACAGCAUUAAGAUUUGAUCAACGAAAUAAAAUGAAAAUGAACAGAGGAGAAGCAUAUUUGCCUGGAAA
This is a messenger RNA of Musa acuminata subsp. malaccensis (wild Malaysian banana), 1064 nucleotides long. RefSeq lists its product as uncharacterized. The record is from RefSeq and is a predicted model, not a curated record. Lineage: Eukaryota; Viridiplantae; Streptophyta; Magnoliopsida; Zingiberales; Musaceae.